This is a messenger RNA of Effrenium voratum, 2037 nucleotides long. NCBI's taxonomy places the organism in Eukaryota, Dinophyceae, Suessiales, Symbiodiniaceae. The record is from the annotation of a GenBank genome assembly.
AUGGCGGCCGCGGCGCCAGUUGCGCGGCCCGCGCCGGCGGCGAAGCCGGCGUUGGCGCGGGCGGCGAAGCCGGCGGGCACGAGGCACCCCACGAGGAUCCAAUCGGCACCUUCGCGCGAGAGGCUGCUGCAGGCUGUGGUGGCCUGCUGUGUGGCCAGAGGCGCGCUCUCCCAAAGCUCCGCCCGGCGGCCGCAGACGCCGCGCGCGGCGACGGCGCGGGCCCCGGAGGCAGCAGCUUCGCGCCCGGGCGGCGCCGUGUGCCGCGCGCGGCUUCUGCGGGCGGCCGGGGCCGGUGCCUUGCCCGUCCUUGCGGAUGACUGCCAGGCCGCACAGGCCGCAGGCGCGCUGCGCGGCCGCUUCGCGGUGGUCACCGGCGCCCAGCGGGGCAUCGGCAAAGGCGUGGCGCUGGGCCUCGGGGAGCGACAGGCCACGGUGUUCCUCACCGGGCGCAAGAGGAGCGCGCUGGAGGCGGCGGCGGAGCUGGUGACGCGCGCCGGGGGCAAAGGAGUGCCUGUGGUGUGCGACCACAGUGACGACGCGCAGGUGGCGCGCGCCUUUGAGGAGAUCGGCAAAGCGAGCGGCGGGAAGCUGGAUAUCCUGGUGAACAACGCCUUCAAGAGUCCGGCCUCCAACAACCCUGAGGUGGACGCCGCCUUGUCGCGGGGCGCCAAGUUCUACGAGCUGCCGCUCUCGGUCUGGGACAACAUGCACGACGUGGGCCUGCGCUCCCACUACGUGUCUUCCUACUAUGCCGCGCCCCUACUGCUGGCUGCAGCUCGAGGUGAGGUUUCCAGGAGGCCACUGCUGUGCGCGACCUCCUCCUUUGGUGGUGUCUCCUACCUCUUCACGACGGCCUAUGGCGUCGGCAAAGCGGCCAGCGACAGGCUCAUCCGGGACCUCCAAGUGGAGCUGGGGCCCUUGGGCAUCGACUGCGUGCGUGGCACUCGGGUGCUGGGUGAGGUGGCAUGGCCGGGCACAGGAUGGCCCCACAACAUGGCCUCGGUGUUCCUGUUGGAGGCCUUACUAGAACGAACCCAGAAGUUCGCCAAGUCAAUCGAGGCUGUGCCCUUGCCCUGCCGAGGCCCAAGCCGAAGACCGCGCUGCGCCGCGCGCGCGUCGGCGACGUCGGCGGCGUCGGCGACGUCGGCUGCGGCGCCCCUGGCGCAGUGGGCCGCGCUGGGGGCUCGGCGCUAUGAGGCCCAGGUGUGCCCAGAAGACCUGGCGCAAGCCCAGCAGCGCUUCCGGCGCCGGGGGGUGGUCUACCUCAUGCACCUGCUCCCCGUGGUAUUUGAGCAGCUGCCCACCAAAAGCUCGGCCAGGGCGGCGAUCCGGCAGGGCAAGGUCUGGGUGAACGGCGCCCAGGUCACCGCCAGCGAUGCCUUGGCGGCACAGCCAGGCGACCGGCUGAGUAUCGAGCAGGGCGUGGCGCUCGAGGUUCCAGAGGACAUCGAGAAGCGCUUGAGCAAUUGGAACAGCCUGCGGAGCAGCAGGGAGGAGGCGCAGAUCCGGCUGCUGCACUGGGAGCCCAACUUUGGCUGGGCGGUGGUGAACAAGCCGGCGGGCUUGGACUCCACGCCCUGGGCGGGCAGCCACCAGAAGAAGCGGCUCACCUUCCAGUCCUAUCUGCCCGCGCUGGUGGCUCCGCCCCGGGAAGGCACGCCGUGCUGUGGGGGGCCUCGGGCAGUGCACCGCCUGGACUUCCGCGUGGCGGGGCCGCUGAUCGUCGGCAGCUCGGUGGAGGCCGUGCGCCGCCUGAAGCGCCUCUUCAAGGAGCAGCGGGUGCACAAGGAGUACCGCGCCAUCUGUUGCGGCCACGUGGGCGUGGCGGGGGCCCGCUUCGCCAUCGAUGAGCCCUUGGACGGCAAGGCAGCGCACACGGAUGUGGAGGUAAUGAAGGUGGCGCCCUGUCCUCACUGGGGUGCCAUUAGCAUGCUGCGGCUGUGGCCCAAGACCGGGCGCCGGCGCCAGCUGCGGCGGCACCUGGCGCAGCUUGGGGCACCCAUUGUCAACGAGGAGCCUUUGGCGCUUGGGCGCUGA